GUGUGCUGCCACUCUGAGUCAGCGUGGGGCAAGCGGCUUCUCUGCACACUCCUUUCCAGCAAGGAUCUCUGCCCUUUGCAGAACUGCACUUUCCACCCCAGUGCUUGAAAUAACUUCUGUCUUGGAUCAAACAUUGGAUUGUGGCAUGUAUAGCUGUUUCGGAACAGUUCAGUGCUGUACACUUUUCGGAACUGGCAGCGGGGGAAGGACAUUACUGACCAGUGCCUCUAGUUCAAUGUUGGCCACGUAUUCUUUGCACAAGUGUUCACUAAGUGCGCAAAAGGUAGAAAACUGCUGCCUUGGCUGCUGACCUCUGUGCCUUAAAGGUGAGAACUUGGCUUGUCAAGCAGACAUGGGUCAUCAGCCUUGGAGCAGGAGUCUUUCACUCCUGGAUAGUGUGAGUGUGCUGCUGUAACCCAUGGGAGAAACUUCUGUAUGUGAUACGGAGUGCUGAGUUACUCUAGUGCUGCUGGUUUUAGUCCCAGGAGGUCAUUUGUGAGAGUGCGCACAACCUUGCUUCUGUUCCCACAGGGACAGGUGGAGAUAGCUGUUGGAGAAUGACACAGGAGAAUAAAGAACUUUAAUGCGUUGUGGAUUUUCUGUUUUUCUUGGAUGUGUGCAUUUGCUUGAAUUCUGUAAUCAGGAGGUGGGGGCCUGCUUCACCUUUGGACCUGGGAGAGAGGACUUGUGGUUUUAGGCUAGCAUGGGCAGAUAGGGAAACCAAGUGCUGCUGUGCCUGCCUGGGACUGAAGUGACUCCAGCACACAUCAGCUGCAAUAGAAAAAAAUGAAAUACAGGGAGUGGAGUGAAUAGAGUAGGUGGAGACAAGAGAAACAGCUGGCACUGGCACCGGGGGUGCUACUGCAGAAUUAAUGACGAAAGGAAACUUAGCCAAGAACAAGGUGAAAAAUUAAAGACUGCCUGACCUUGUUCCUUCUUCGUGAGAGCAAGUGAAAGGAGUGGGGUGUCCAGCAGAGUGGGAAGGUGCUUCAGAAAUCCCGUCGGGACAGGGCUGAGCUGGGGCCGACAAGCACUUGUGCUGUGGGGGCCGUGUGGCAGAGGCCAGCUGUCACCAGCCUGUCCCGAGCUGCUGAGCUGGAGCUGGAGCUGGAGCUGGAGCUGGAGCGUGCUGCUCUGCUGCACAGGCAGGGCCCCUUGCUGCCCGCGGGGGGGGCGAGGCUGGUGGGUGUUUUGGGCCGUCAUGGCCUCUUCCUACAGCAAGGUCAUGCAGGCUUGGCCUACCGAUCCCUGAGCUGAGUGGUUCAGGGUUGAAAGAAACACAUUUUUAUGGGUCUUGUGCCACAGCUUGGGACUGUGUUUGUGACAGCAAUUUCCCUUCCUCCGUCUGGUGCCAGAAGCACUUUUGUUGUACUAAUCCCCAGGCUCAGAGACUUCAGUUGUAGAGGAGCCUGAGCUGCUUUUCAGCCUAGGAGCAGCUUUGUACUCCAGGUCUCUGUAUUUAAUUAGAUCAGUUCAUGGAAAUAAAUGUGAUGUUUUACAUGCUGGGGUAGGGUUGUGUUCCAGGGUAAGGCAUCAAAGAUUGGCCCGUUUAAUUUUGGUUCCCCUUUUACUGGCAAAUCUAAAGGUUUAUUUGCUCCUCCUCAGUUCCUGUAGUUCAGGGGAACUUUUACUGCAUACUUCCAUUUCAGGUAUCCUAUUCCACCUUCCUGCCCCUGCUUGUGGGAGUAAAGGGGCUGAAGGCUGGUGCAGUGGGCAGCUGCCCCAGGGCAGUGGUGCAGAGGCAGCCUGUCACGUUGGGGAUCCACUCGGGCACUGCGUGGAGGGUGAGACGGGUCCUUCACCUCUUCCCCUGCGGGCCUGUGCUGUGGGGUUUUGAGGAAGGAGCUGGGAGGCAACAACCAUUUCCCUUCCCUGGGCUAUGGCAGCUGCCAGCGCAGGGGCAGCUGCAAUGAAUGACUGUGCCAAGAGCAGCAUCUGCUGCGGGGGUGCAAAGCUGAUGCAAGUCCUGCAUGUCUGCACCUUUCUGUGCCUGGCAAGGGAGGUCCUUCAGGGGUUAAAUCUGGGCAAGUUCAUGCUCUCUUUUCAGUUGGCUAUCAGGGACACCCUCCUUGGAGACAGGGUAGCAUGUGACAAACGCAAACAACUAAUAAGAACAGAAAAAAGAAAAAGACAAGCGCAGAGCUGGAAAUAGUUCCUUACAUAAAGGGCUGGUGCUUCAAUCUCGUUAUUGUCUUAAGGAGAGGACGCUUAGCUGCCUUUGACUCCUACAGUGCAACCCCCAAUCUGAUAAGCAAUCGGCUUUGGGAACCUGGCAGGUGCCACGUGGCACCAAGACAUGGCCAGUGCCCCUCAGGCAGCAGCUCCCCGCUGCUCUUCUGAGCUCGGGGCACUUGUCCCAGUCAGUGUACGCCUGGUGGGAGCGUUCUCCUGAAGCCAGAGCUGCUGUCCCACGGCCCGAAAUGGGAACCGCUGCUUUGGAGGGGCCGGCACGAUGAGGCAGCUGGGGACAAGGUGUGCGAGUCUCUCCGCCAGCCUGAGGCCAGGGGAUCGCCGGGGUUGCUGCCAGACACGGGAGGAAGAGGAAACCCACAUCCCGUUUGCACAGGACAGCCUGGUAAAGCAAUGGAGGUCCAUGCAGAGCGUGAGGGGCAGAAACCAGGAGAAAACCAAGCCUCUCAUACAAAGGAACAAGUCCUUGCUCAACAUUAACGUGGGUGGCAGAUUGUUCCGGAUAGCUUACAAGGUAGCGGCCCUUUAUCCCAUCACCAGGCUGGGGAAGCUGGCCCUUUAUACAGACCCUGUGAAGAAGCUGGAGCUCUGCGAUGACUACUCCGUGCAGAGGAACGAGUACUUCUUUGACAGAGAUCCUUCAAUUUUCCACUACAUCUUCCACUUCUACCACAGCGGGAUCCUGUGGAUAAUGGAUGAGAUGUGCCCCAGCAACUUUGUGGAGGAAAUUGAAUACUGGGGAAUCCAUCUGAAAUACUCCCAACGCUGCUGCCGGAUCCUGUUUGAGGAAAAGCAGGAUGAACUCAGUGAGUACCUGAAAAUACAGAAGGAGCUAGAGGCAGAACUGGAGCCCCUGGACUCAGUGGAGCAGUUUGAGGGCAAAUUUCUGGGAUGGUUUCGGAAGAUGAUCUGGAACCUCAUUGAGAAUCCAUACUCUUCUGUCGCAGCCAAGAUCAUUGCUGUCAUGUCAAGCUUCUUUGUGCUUAUCUCCAUCGUGGGGAUGACACUGAGCACAGUGGAGGAGAUGAAACACAAGACAGGGAAGAUGUGGAUGGAGCAGCUGGAGAUGAUCUGUGCCAUCUUCUUCACCUCUGAAUAUGUCAUGCGACUCAUAUCCUCCUCCAGCUUCAGGAACCUUUUACGGGCAGCAUUUAAUGCUGUAGACCUGGUGGCCAUCCUGCCCUUCUACAUCCAGAUGCUCAUUGAAAACCUGGACGAAGGAGACACGCUUUACCAUGAGGAACUGCACAAGGUGGAGAAUGUGAGCAAGCUGGGCAAAGUCCUCAAGCUCAUCAAGCUCAUGAGGAUCUUCCGCAUCCUCAAGCUGGCGCGUCACUCCACUGGUCUUCGGGCUUUUGGCUUCACCAUGCGCCAGUGCUACCAGCAGGUUUGCUGCCUCUUCCUCUUCAUCGCCAUGGGGGUCUUCACCUUCUCCGCUCUCAUGCACUCGGUGGAACAUGAUGUCCCAGGCACCAACUUCACCAGUAUCCCCUACACAUGGUGGUGGGCAGCGGUCAGCCUUUCCACUGUGGGCUACGGAGACACUGUGCCCAACACGGUGCUCGGCAGGAUGGUGGCAUUUGCCUGCAUCUCCUUUGGCAUCAUCCUCAACGGCAUGCCCAUCUCCGUCCUCUACAACAAGUUUUCUGACUACUAUGCCAAGCUGAAGGCCCACGAGAAUAAGACCAGCCACUUGCUCAAGCUGUCCAGGAGGAUCUGCUUGAGGGAGCGAAUCCUGCAGAAGCUGUCGGAGUGCAGCAGAGCUGACCCCCGCUGGCACCACUGACCACCAGCCCUGGACCCCCCCGGACCCCCCCUCCACCGCGGUGCAUCCUCCCUCCAGCCUGGCCGUCUCCCCAGUGGGUCCCGUCCCCUGGGGAGGCUCCACAACUCAGGCAGCGAGCAGCAAGUCACAGCAGCUCGGGGGGGGCUCUGCGCCUGUCCAGGUGCCGCUGCCAGCUCCGGCUGUUUGGAGGAGUGAAACGCGCCCGUGUGCGCUGUGACCUUCCUCGGGAGUGCGCGCUGGAGCCUGCUGCCCCGCGGAGCGGUCUGUAAAGCACCGGCCAAAGAGCGCACGGUACGGGCAGGACAGGACGUGUCUGUGAUGGUCUGGGGCACGGGCCACCCUGAGGGCACCGGCAGGGAGCAGGGGGGUGCAGGGGGGUGUCGGGUUUGGGUGUGGUGGGUGUUUUGGUACGGGGGGAAGUAGCUGCAAAGGUGGCUCCUGUGAGAAGCUUCUCAAAGCUCCUUCAGCUCCAAGUCAGACCCAGCUCUGGCCAAGGCCAAGCCUAUCAGUGACGGUGGCCGCAGCUCUGUGAUAACAUAUUUAAGAAAGCAAACCUGAGAGGAAGAAGAGUUGCAAGAAGGAGUUAUGAGGGAAAUACCUCUGCAGAACGCCAUCAGUGGGAGAAAAGAGGAGGAGGCGGGAGGGGGAAGGUGUGCUGGAGUAGAGACCCCCCUGCAGCCCCUGGGGAGAGGGUAGGCUGUGCCCCUGCAC
Tyto alba (common barn owl) is the source of this 4687-nucleotide messenger RNA. RefSeq names its product potassium voltage-gated channel subfamily V member 2-like. The coding region runs from base 2453 to 3976 and encodes 507 amino acids. NCBI's taxonomy places the organism in Eukaryota, Metazoa, Chordata, Aves, Strigiformes, Tytonidae. Gene Ontology annotation, cellular component: membrane; voltage-gated potassium channel complex. Gene Ontology annotation, molecular function: delayed rectifier potassium channel activity. The transcript has 3 exons. Gene Ontology annotation, biological process: protein homooligomerization; potassium ion transmembrane transport. The record is from RefSeq and is a predicted model, not a curated record.